AAGCCGGGUAGAGGAAAAGCCCUUCCCACUGUCUGGAUCCCCGGGUUUCUGCAGAGAAGAUUUCGGAAGCAAACAGCUUGUUCCUCGUUGGGAUUUCCUGUGUGCGCCUGAGUUUGAGCGUGAGUGGUUGCGGUGCCCCCGCACAUCUGCUUCUGCAGGAGAUAAAUUUUAUUCAGCUGAGCCUGCAAGAUUGCGAGCUGUUGGGGUGUGAUUAGGAGUUGUUUCACUGUAGAGGUUUAGUUUAUCAAAGUCAAAAUGUCCCAUAAAAUCCAUGGUGGUUCUGUAGUAGAGAUGCAAGGAGAUGAAAUGACACGAAUCAUUUGGGACUUGAUAAAAGAAAAACUCAUUUUACCCUAUGUGGAGUUGGGCCUGCACAGCUAUGAUUUGGGCAUAGAGAAUCGUGAUGCCACCAAUGACCAGGUCACCAAGGAUGCAGCAGAAGCUAUAAAGAAGUAUAACGUUGGCGUCAAGUGUGCUACCAUCACCCCCGACGAGAAGAGGGUUGAGGAGUUCAAGUUGAAACAAAUGUGGAAGUCGCCCAAUGGCACCAUCCGAAAUAUUCUGGGUGGCACUGUCUUCAGGGAAGCUAUAAUCUGCAAAAAUAUCCCCCGGCUAGUGAGUGGAUGGGUAAAACCCAUCAUCAUAGGUCGACACGCUUAUGGGGACCAAUACAGAGCUACCGAUUUUGUUGUUCCUGGACCUGGCAAAGUGGAAAUGAUUUACACACCGAGUGACGGAACCCAAAAGGUGACUUACUUAGUACAUAACUUUGAAGAGUGUGGUGGCGUUGCCAUGGGGAUGUACAAUCAGGAUAAGUCCAUUGAAGAUUUUGCACACAGUUCUUUCCUGAUGGCUCUUUCUAAGGGUUGGCCUUUGUAUCUGAGCACCAAAAACACUAUUCUGAAGAAAUACGAUGGGCGUUUUAAAGACAUCUUUCAGGAGAUAUAUGACAAGCAGUACAAAUCUCAAUUUGAAGCCCAAAAGAUCUGGUAUGAACAUAGGCUCAUCGAUGACAUGGUGGCCCAAGCCAUGAAAUCAGAAGGAGGCUUCAUCUGGGCCUGUAAAAACUAUGAUGGUGACGUACAGUCGGACUCUGUGGCCCAAGGUUUUGGCUCUCUUGGCAUGAUGACCAGUGUGCUGAUUUGUCCGGAUAACAAGACAGUGGAAGCAGAGGCUGCCCACGGGACUGUGACACGUCACUACCGCAUGCACCAGAAAGGACAGGAGACAUCCACCAACCCCAUCGCUUCCAUUUUUGCCUGGACGCGGGGCUUAGCCCACAGAGCUAAGCUUGAUAACAACAAAGAGCUUGACUACUUUGCAAAGGCUUUGGAAGAAGUCUGUGUUGAGACCAUUGAGGCUGGCUUCAUGACCAAGGACUUGGCUGCUUGCAUUAAAGGUUUACCCAACGUGCAGCGUUCUGACUAUCUGAAUACAUUUGAGUUCAUGGACAAACUUGGAGAAAACUUGAAAAUAAAACUAGCUCAGGCCAAACUUUAAGGUCACACCUCAGCCGAGGACGCUACGGUUUCUUUUUGUUAACUAGGUCUACUGGUUUACAUUUUUCUGUAUAACUCUCAAGGGGUAAAGUCAAAAAUCAAUUUUAUAAUUUGUUUAGAAACCCGAAGUUUAUCUUUUCUAUAAGUUUACAGUCUUUUUCUUAUGCCUACAUUGUUACCUUCAUGAAUGUGGUAAGGGACUUUAUACUACUCGCACUUUUUCUCAUGUUCAGAAAUAAAUGACCAAAAUCAAAAGUGCUUGUUCUAAAAGGGUAAAUUCUAGCCACAGUACUGUUCCCUAAAACACGUGUAAAGUAGAAAUUCAUUCCUUUCCCUGCCUUGUUCCAUUACGAGAGAUGGCUCUGUAUAGGAGGCAAACAUGAUCUGGAACAAAGCACAUGUGUGCAACUAAAACAUGUUGAAGACACUUUGUAGUCAUUUUUGUAAAGAGUUCCUGUUGACUCUUUUGAAGAUGCUGAAUAUUUUUGAGGCCACAAGAGAGUUUGGAAUCCAUAUAAGUACUACCUGGAAAUUUGUCUUCUGUGUUUGUCCCCUCAUCUCCGGUGACCUGAGUAUUAUGCUACCUUCACUAGCAUAUUUCAUCCGAGUGCAGUAAUAGAAUCUGCCCCUUUUUGGAAUUCCACUAGUCUGUUUGUUUCUUUUAUAUAAAUGUAAUUUUUCAGAUGUUUAUGUUCAACACUAUUUUAGCCCUGUUCUUCAUCUGAACUGUUAAUUUUAAUUAAAAUUAAGUGCUAAUAUCUGUUAGAAA
Choloepus didactylus (southern two-toed sloth) is the source of this 2268-nucleotide messenger RNA. It is a transcript of the gene IDH1, whose product is annotated as isocitrate dehydrogenase (NADP(+)) 1. Gene Ontology annotation, molecular function: NAD binding; magnesium ion binding; isocitrate dehydrogenase (NADP+) activity. The transcript has 10 exons. The record is from RefSeq and is a predicted model, not a curated record. Gene Ontology annotation, cellular component: peroxisome; mitochondrion; cytosol. NCBI's taxonomy places the organism in Eukaryota, Metazoa, Chordata, Mammalia, Pilosa, Megalonychidae. Bases 256 to 1500 code for a protein of 414 amino acids. Gene Ontology annotation, biological process: isocitrate metabolic process.